Molecule: messenger RNA, 4282 nt
Organism: Myotis davidii
Lineage: Eukaryota; Metazoa; Chordata; Mammalia; Chiroptera; Vespertilionidae
Gene: PARG
Product: poly(ADP-ribose) glycohydrolase
Exons: 18
Coding region: 298-3228 (976 amino acids)
Biological process (GO): carbohydrate metabolic process; nucleotide-sugar metabolic process; ATP generation from poly-ADP-D-ribose
Cellular component (GO): cytoplasm; nucleus
Molecular function (GO): poly(ADP-ribose) glycohydrolase activity
Source: RefSeq, a predicted model, not a curated record
GUACGACCCGGAAGCCGGCCGCGCCUGACGGCAGUUUUCCGGUGGUGGGAAAGUGAACGGAGCCCGAGUCGGGGCGGCGCAUCCUGAGGCAGGCGGGUUCCCCGCGGAAGAGGGAAGGCAGGCGGCGGGGGAGGGCCUGGCUUGGGCAGCCGGCGGAGGAGCAGCUGCAGAAGCAGGCAGCGCAGAGAGGGGAUGGUGCCCGGCGGCGCCGAGAAGGAGGCGCAGUCCGUCCCGCAGGGUUAGUGAACGAGGCUGUCCGCCCGGGCCGGCCGGGGACUGUGCGGUGCGGGUCCCAGCAUGAGUUCGGGCCCCGCCUGUGAGCCCCGCAUCAAGCGACCCCGGUGGGGCGCCUCUGAAACUUCUCCGCCGGCCGCCUCCGACGCCCGGAGCUUCCCCGGCGGGCAGAGGCGCGUCCUCGAUCCCAAGGACGCUGCUGUGCGGUGCAGGGUCCCACCCUCCUCGCCAGGCGGCGUCCCGGGGUGGGCGGGACCGCACAGAGGCAGCACCACCUCGCUUGUUUUCAAACAAAAGACUAUUACCAGUUGGAUGGACACUAAAGGAAUCAAGACAACUGAAUCAGAAAGUUUGCAUAGUAAAGAAAACAACAAUACAAGAAUAGAAUCCAUGAUGAGUUCUGUACAAAAAGAUAACUUUUAUCAACAUAACAUGGAAAAAUUAGAAAAUGUUUCUCAGCGAAGUAUUGAUAAAUCACCAGUUGAAAAAAGUACACAGUAUUUGAACCAGCAGCAGACUGCAGCUAUGUGUAAGUGGCAAAAUGAAGGAAAACACACUGAGCAACUUUUGGAAGGUGAACCUCCAACAGGAACUCUGGUAUCAGAACAGUUCAGCAAUGCUAACGUUGAUCAGUCACCUCAAAAUGAUGAUUACAGUGACACGUAUGGUGAGGAAAGUAGAGAUAAUCAACAGUUUUUUAUACCUGUAAAGCUUGCAAAUGCAAAGCAGACUACAGAAGGUGAACAGGCCAGAGAAGCCAGAAGCCACCAGAAGUGCAGAAAGUCUUGCCACCUUGUGGAAGACUGUGCAGAUUGUCAACAGGAAGAGAUAGAUGUAGUGCCUGAGAGUCCCCUGUCAGACAUUGGCUCAGAGGAUGUCAAUACUGGACUGAAAAAUGCCAACAAAUUGAGUAGGCAGGAAAGUAGCCUAGGAAAUUCUCCUCCAUUUGAGAAAGAAAGUGAACUCGAGUCACCAAUGGAUGUAGAUAAUUCCAAAAAUAGUUGUCAGGACUCAGAAGCAGAUGAAGAAACGAGUCCAGGAUUUGAUGAACAAGAAGAUAGCAGUUCCACCCAAAGAGCAAAUAAACCUUCAAAGUUCCAAGCCAAAGAAGCUGACACUGGAUUGAGGAAACAGUCAUCUGCUAAGGGAGGUGAAAUUCGAUUACAUUUCCAGUUUGAACGAGAAAGUUGUGCUGGAAUGAAUGAUUUAAGUGCCAGACUGCCUGGAAGUACUUCUAGCCUGAAUGUAGAAUGCAGAAAUUCCAAGCAACAUGGGAAAAAGGGUUCUAAAAUCACAGAUCAUUUCGUGAGAAUGCCUAAAGCAGAGGACAAAAGAAAAGAACAAUGUGAAAUCAAACAUCAAAGGACAGACAGGAGGAUCCCUAAAUACGUUCCACCUCACCUUUCUCCAGAUAAGAAAUGGCUUGGAACUCCCAUUGAGGAGAUGAGAAGAAUGCCUAAGUGUGGGACCCAACUGCCUCUCUUGAGACCAUCUGCCAAUCACACAGUAACUGUUCGGGUAGAUCUUUUACGGGCAGGAGAAGUUCCUAAACCUUUUCCAACACAUUUUAAAGAUUUGUGGGACAAUAAGCAUGUAAAGAUGCCUUGUUCAGAACAAAACUUGUACCCUGUGGAAGAUGAGAAUGGUGAGCGAACUGCAGGGAGCAGGUGGGAGCUCAUUCAGACUGCACUUCUCAACAAGUUCACAAGACCCCAAAACCUGAAGGAUGCUAUUCUGAAAUACAAUGUGGCAUAUUCUAAGAAAUGGGACUUUACAGCUUUGGUUGAUUUCUGGGAUAAGGUACUUGAAGAAGCAGAAGCCCAACAUUUAUAUCAGUCCAUUUUGCCCGAUAUGGUGAAAAUUGCACUCUGUCUGCCAAAUAUUUGCACCCAGCCAAUACCACUCCUGAAACAGAAGAUGAAUCAUUCCAUCACAAUGUCUCAGGAACAGAUUGCCAGUCUUUUAGCUAAUGCGUUCUUCUGCACAUUUCCACGUCGAAAUGCGAAGAUGAAAUCGGAGUAUUCCAGCUACCCAGACAUUAACUUCAAUCGGUUGUUUGAAGGACGUUCCUCAAGAAAACCAGAGAAGCUUAAAACGCUCUUCUGCUACUUCAGAAGAGUCACAGAGAAAAAACCUACUGGGUUGGUGACAUUUACAAGACAGAGUCUUGAAGAUUUUCCAGAGUGGGAAAGGUGUGAAAAACCCCUGACUCGACUGCAUGUCACUUACGAAGGUACCAUAGAAGGAAAUGGUCAAGGCAUGCUACAGGUGGAUUUUGCAAACCGUUUUGUUGGAGGUGGUGUAACCAGUGCUGGACUUGUGCAAGAAGAAAUUCGCUUUUUAAUCAACCCCGAGUUGAUUGUUUCACGGCUCUUUACUGAGGUGCUGGAUCACAAUGAAUGUCUUAUCAUCACAGGUACUGAACAGUACAGUGAAUACACAGGCUAUGCUGAAACUUAUCGUUGGGCCCGGAGCCAUGAAGAUGGGAAUGAAAGGGACGACUGGCAGCGGCGCAGCACUGAAAUUGUCGCCAUCGAUGCCCUUCACUUCAGACGCUACCUCGACCAGUUUGUGCCUGAGAAAAUCAGACGUGAGCUUAACAAGGCUUACUGUGGAUUUCUCCGUCCUGGGAUUUCUUCAGAGAAUCUUUCUGCAGUGGCCACGGGAAACUGGGGCUGUGGUGCCUUUGGGGGUGAUGCGAGAUUAAAAGCCUUAAUACAGAUACUGGCAGCUGCGGUAGCUGAGCGGGAUGUGGUUUAUUUCACCUUUGGGGACUCGGAAUUGAUGAGAGACAUUUACAGCAUGCACACUUUUCUUACCGAAAGGAAACUGACUGUUGGAGAAGUAUAUAAGCUAUUGCUACGCUAUUACAAUGAAGAAUGUAGAAACUGUUCCACCCCCGGACCAGACAUGAAGCUUUACCCAUUCAUAUACCAGGCCUUUGAGUCCUGUGCGGAGACCACCAACCAGCCAGGACAAAGGACUGGGGCCUGAGGAGCGGAGUGACUAGAACCGCCUUCCACCUCCUCGCAGAAACAGCCUGUGUGAAUUGUCAGGUGUAACAUAUGAACUGACUUAAUAGAAUGUGUGUAUAAUCCACACUUGUGUGCGAGGAUGCCAUCCCUUCUCCGCGUAUGCAGUUGUCAGUUUGUACAUCCAAGUCCCCUCCAUCUGGACUUGUGUAAACUUAGAUAUAUAUUUUUUUCACUUUUCCUGUUUCAAUCUCCACUCUGAUUGUUCUUCCUUUUGCCCGUCAGAUUUCUUGGGAAGUCCCAUGAAAGGGUGGGCUCAUCUCAUCAGGUCUCUUUUUUGAUGCCUGUGUAUUAUACCAAUGGCCUCUGUACCACAGACCCAGCAGCGCCAGGGAAGAAGUUGCAGUCCACGAGUCUCUUCAGCUGGGUCUGCUAAAGCUCUCUCCAGAGGCCUCUCAUCCCAGCUCUUGUUAAGAUUACAUUGUCUGAGAUUUUGACUUUAGAAAACUAAGAGCUGGGCUUUUUUCAUUCAUGUUAUAUAAUUCAAAUCUCCUAAGUUAAUACAGUUUUGUAUUUAAGACAGAAUAAUUUCCAGAAAUACCUAUUUUGAGACAUCAUCUUUAUCUGUUAUAGUUUUUCUGUCCUUUUUUCCCUCAUCAAUUUUUAUUGAUAAUGGUUAUAGAAACUGACCAAGAUGGAAAAAAAGGUAGAAUAAGAGAGAAUUUCCCCAAAUGAUGCUUUAAAAAACUAGAUUCAAGAGAGUUGAAGGAUUUUUUGUUUCUUAGGAUUUUUUUUUCUUUUUAAAUUAGGAUUAUUGUUUGUUCCUUGGUGCUUAAGGCAUCAUCAUACAACCAAAGUUUAUGAACUGGGAACUUAGUGCUGAUUUGUUCAUAUUGAAGUUUCUCUGGUAUUCAAGGUUAUAUGGUUAAUAAAUUUUCAUUAACAAUCAUUUGUCAGAAACUCUCAUUAUCUAUAUUUAUAUGUAAUAUAAAUAUAUCUUCUCUAAGUAUGUCUGUGCAACCACAUAAAGUCUAAAUAAAACUGGAGUUGUGGAAAAGGAUUCCGUUUAAGCUUUA